Rhincodon typus (whale shark) is the source of this 6085-nucleotide messenger RNA. Its product is annotated as gastrula zinc finger protein XlCGF8.2DB-like. Gene Ontology annotation, molecular function: RNA polymerase II cis-regulatory region sequence-specific DNA binding; DNA-binding transcription repressor activity, RNA polymerase II-specific. The transcript is spliced from 3 exons. Bases 972 to 2747 code for a protein of 591 amino acids. NCBI's taxonomy places the organism in Eukaryota, Metazoa, Chordata, Chondrichthyes, Orectolobiformes, Rhincodontidae. Gene Ontology annotation, biological process: negative regulation of transcription by RNA polymerase II. The record is from RefSeq and is a predicted model, not a curated record. Gene Ontology annotation, cellular component: nucleus.
CUGUCAGUGGCUCCAGUAGGGAGCCGGUGUUUCUGUUAGACGGAACACUCAAACUCCGUGUAAGAAGCUCCAGGUUCAGUGUUCAGUGCCAGACGCCAGCUUUCCUUAGAAAACAGGCCCCGAGUUAACGGCCGCCGGAGGGCUCAGGAAGCGCGCGCAGCCGUCAUCUUGGUGAGGGCAUUGCCCUGCAAGACGCAUGCGCGGCCCGCAGCGUCAUGUGACCUGACAAAGCCGAAUGAAGACCCCACUGGAACAAUCAGAGACUGAUCUCCCGACAGGCAGCAGCAACAACAACAACUUCUAUUUCAAUACCGCCUUUGACAUAAUAAACUAUCCCAGUGCACUUCACAGAAAAGAGUUCUGUAUGGUAUGGCAACAUUGAAUAUGGAGACAGGGAGGAUCAGACUAAUCGAUCAAAUGUGGCGCUGGAAGAGCACUGCAGGUCAGACAGCAACUGGGAGGGUGUUAGAAAGAGAGGACUUGCUGAUGGGAAACUUGAACUGUACAUCAUGCCAAGAUCUGAGAAAGUCACUCAAUUCAUCAGCACAUGAAUGUUACAUGCACGGACACUUGAGCGGAAAUUUUUUUAACCAGUUACACAACCUGAGAGAGUGUCCUAGUGAACUUACUGUGGAAAGAGAUUUAUAAAGGUAAAGUCACUAUAGUCCCGUGCUGUCAGAGAGACACAAUAGGGGAUGGCUUAACCUGACGGUUACUACGUCUCAGAUGAGAGGCAAGGUUAAGAAGGUGGGACUUUCAUGGUAACCUCAGCUGGUGCAGGAAUUGAACCUGUGCUGUUGGCACAGGUGCUCUGCAUCAAAAACCACACAGUAAUGGAAGCCCAGAAAGAGUUUUAACCAGUUUAAUACAACACACCCUGAAAACAUCACAGCACAGUGGGGUGAAACUUGUGCAUCUGAACAAAGCUUGAACUUAUAAUUCAACUAAUAGUCCACAAGGACUACUGCACCAUGGAGAAACCUUGGAAAUGUGAGAACUGUGGGAAGGGCUUCAGAUAUCCAUCCAGGCUGGAAUAUCAUCAACGCAGUCACAUUGGAACUAAUACUGCAGAAAAACGAUGGAAAUGUGAGGACUGUGGCAAAGGGUUUGAUUAUCCCUGUCUGCUAGAAACCCAUCAACGCAUUCACACUGGGAUCAGGCCAUUCACCUGCUCUGUGUGUGGAAAAGGAUUUACUAAUUCAUCCAGCCUCAUGUUACACCAGCAAACUCACAAUGAGGAGAGACCGUUCAUCUGCUCCGUGUGUGGGAAGGGAUUUGCCAAGUCAGCCAACCUCAUGUUACAUCAGCGAAUUCACACUGGGGAGAGGCCAUUCAACUGCACUUACUGUGGAAAGAGGUUUAGGCAGUCAUCUGCCCUCACUGCACACCAGCGACUUCACACUGGGGAGAAGCCGUUCACCUGUUCAGUAUGUGGGAAGGGAUUCACUCAGUCAUCCAGUCUCCAGUCACACCAACGAAUACACAAUGGGAAGAGACUAAUCAGUGGCACCUCCCGCAGAAAAAAGUUGUUGAAGUCUUCAGCUGAUUCCAUGUCACACCAGCAAGAUAAUACUGGGCAGAGACCAUUCGCCUGCUCCGUGUGUGGGAAGGGAUUUACUCAGUCGGCCAGCCUCAUGUCACACCAGAGAAUUCACACCAAGGAGAUGCCAUUCAGUUGCGCUCACUGUAGGAAGAGAUUCAGGUCUUCAUCCAACCUCAGUGCACACCAGCGAGUUCACACUGGGGAAAAGCCAUUCACCUGCUCCAAGUGUGGGAAGAGAUUCGCUCAGUCAUCCAACUUGGUGGUACAUCAGCGAAUUCACACUGGAGAGCGACCAUUCACCUGCUCCGUGUGUGGAAUGGGAUUCACUCGGUCAGCCAGCCUCAUGUUGCACCAGCGAAUUCACACCAAGGAGAAGCCAUUCAGCUGCACUCACUGUGGAAAGAGUUUCAGGCAGUCAUCCACCCUUACUGAGCACCAACACACUCACACUGGAGAGACACCAUUCACCUGCGCUGAAUGUGGGAAGGGAUUCACUCGUUCGGCCCGCCUAAUGUUGCACCGGCGAAUUCACAAUGGAGAGAAGCCAUUCAGCUGCACUCACUGUGGAAAGGGAUUCAGCCAGACUUCUGACCUGACUGCACAUGAGCGGAUUCACACUGGGGAGAAGCCAUUUAUCUGUUCUGUAUGCAGCAAAGGAUUCACUCAUUCAUCCGGCCUUUGGUCACACAAGCGAGUUCAUACUGGGGAGAAGCCCUUCAUUUGCUCUGUGUGUGGCAAAGGAUUCACUCAUUCAUCUGGCCUUUCAUCACACAAGCGAGUUCACACUGGGGAAAAGACAUUCGUCUGCUCCGUGUGUGGAAAAGGAUACAUUCAUGCAUCUGGCCUUUGGUCACACAAGCAAGUUCACACCGGAGAGAAGCCAUUUAUCUGCCCCGUUUGUGGGAAGGGAUUCACUCUUUAUUCCGGCCUUUGGUCACAUAAACAAAUUCAUGCUGAGGAGAAGCAAUUCAGCUGUGUUGCUUGUGGAAAGAAGUUUGGGUCUGCAUCCUAUCUCAAUGUACACAAGCGUGUUCACACCGGGGAGAGGCCAUUCACCUGUUCCAUGUGUGGAAAAGGAUUCACUCGGUCAUCCAAUUUGUUGAGGCAUCAGCGAAUUUAUAAGCAUCAGCAGUGUUUGGAUUCUACUGAUAUUGCUGCUGUUAAUCACUGCAGUGUUUCUGCUAAAGUCAACAAUCUCGAUUAAUAGCAGCAGUUGAAAUAUUCAGGAUAUAUCACUGAUUUUCAGAGGUUCAGUGUCCUUUUCUAAAAUCAUAAUUUGUGAUCCUUCUCCUUAUUCAAAAAUUCUCAACAGGGGCUCAAUUACAAUAAAAUUAUCAGCCUUUACUUGAAUGUUAAAUUGAUUUUUGAUGCAAAAUCUGCACUUCACUGUCUGAAAGUAUUCAUCAACAUCUCCAAUGAGAAGGUGCUAAUUCAUCUUUGCUGACAAUUCUUACUCAUUUGCACAAUUUUUGCAUUUUGCAAUUAAAUUUCCCAAAGCACAUAAGCAUUAUGACAUUUUCCAGGUACAGCAAUAAUCACUUUAUGAUGCAACAUUCAUGUCAGUGAAGCUUUGGAGUUGUUGAGUUCAAUCAUUUAUGACACAGCAGCAGCAGCUACAACUUUUGGUAAAGACAGAACCCACAACAAAGCAGGGGUAGCAUCUGCAUUGCAGCGAAAAUCAAACCUACCUAAUGUACAACAAUCUGCUGAAGCAGUCCAUGUCCAAAUGCAGCAAAACCUGGCUGUAUCUAGGCUUGGGCUGAAAAGUCACAAGUAAAUGCCAUAAAAAUGCCAGGCAAUGACUAUUGCCAAUAAAACACAAUCUACUCACUUCCCCUUUACUACCAUCACUGUGUAUGCUACUAUUAGUAUCAUGGGGGAUACUGUUAACCAGAAGCUGAACUAGACUAACCAUAUAAAUACUGUGUCUACAAGAGCCAGUAAGAAGCUAGGAAACAACAAGUAACUCAGCUGCUGAGUGCCCAAAACCUGUCCACCAUCUGCAAAGUACAAACCAAAAAUGCAAUGGAAUACUCCACUCACUUGGAUGAGUGCAGCACCAACAAAACUGAAAAAGCUUGACACCAUAUAAGGCAAAGCAGCCCAUUUGAUGGACACCACAUGCACUACCUUUACCACUGAUGUUCAGUAGCAACAAUGUGUACCAACAACAAGAUGCCCUACACAAAUUCACCAAAGAUCCUUAAACAACACCUUCCAAACCUACUACCAUCUAGAAAUACAAGGCCACUUGAUACAUAGGAACGUCAACACUUGAAAGUCCCUCACCACGCUGUGUUGGAAAUAUUUUACUGACCCUUCAAUGUGUUGGGACAAUAUUCUGGAACUGUCUCCCUGUCAACAUUGUAUGUCUACCAUGUGGUCUAACAGUGGUUCAAGAAUGCAACUCACCCCAAUGUCAAGGUCACCUAGGAAUGCGCAAUAAAUGCUAGUCCAGCUAGUGACACCUACAAGUGAAUUAAAAAAAACAUAAGCCUGACGUCUAGAACACUCCUGCACUUGAAAGUAGCCAAGACAGCCAUGGAAAGGGCAGGGAGAUACUGUGCAAAGAAAUCCUGGAUUCUCUGUCAAGAAAUCCAAAUUGAACGUGACAAGGAAAAUCUUGAUGGGAUCAAGCGAACACUUGGUGCACCCAGCACCAAAAUUGCUGCCUGGAGAUCAGGAGAAUUUGAAAUUCUCACUGACAAAAGUAAACAGAUAUCCUGCUGGGUUGAACACUCCAGUGAGCUGUACUCACAUGACACAGACAAAUCUAGGUUCUUGCAGCUUCCUGUCAUGGUGUUAAUGCGGUACCCUCAUCAUUUGAAUGGGAAAAGGCUGAGUAAGCAGAAAGGACCCCAGCAAGGAUGGAAUCACAGCCAAACUGCUCAAACACAGAAAGUCCAACAACAACAAGAGGCAUCUCAUUUCUUAGUGUCACAAAGAAGACUUUCACUAAGGUCAUGUUUAACAGACUGUGCUUGUAGUAUGUGUGUGUGUGCAUGCAUGUGUGUGUCCAGAAGCACAGUGCGUUUUCUGUGCAGAUAGACAGACAGUGGACAGGAGCUUCUUCGUACACCACCUACAAAAGAAUGUUCCAAUUGAUGUUUAAUCAAAAAUGCUGCCAGCUUUUGUUUUGUGAAAUGUAAUAAUACUGAGUGAAAGUAAACUAUUAAGUAUGAAUUGAAAAAUAUAGGCAGAAUUGUGAAAGGCAUGAAAAUGUUUGAUUCCCAAAAGGUAAGCUCCAGAUUUGAGGUUAUGAUCUGGAUUUCAGAUAAUGUGAGAAACUCUAUCCUGUUUAGUUUUUUUUGGUCAAAUACAGUCAGAGUCUUUGUUUUACCUUUUUUUUAAAUUCUAUUUUUCUACAAUUAUGUUAAGAAAGAACCAAAAACUGGACAAAACUCCACCAAUUUGCAAACAAGCAGAGGAGCUAACCCUUUCUACUGACAGCAUGAUGACAAUUUGAACUAGAAACUUUACUUUUGAAAGAUUUGGUUUCAUUCUUUCUGUUAAUUUUCAAGACAAAGUGCUUGAGAACAGGAAAUUUGGAAGUUAUUUCCAAACUGAUUGCAAGUGCUUUAGCCUCUGAUCUAUAGACAACACAUUACAUCAAGAUUAGAUAGAAUAGUAAAGGUCCUCCAGUGCUCCUGAAUGAGAAUGAUUGGGAUGUUCUACUCAGAGAAUAUCAUACCAUAACUCAGAGUAAGAGAUGGAGAACAUCACAUUAGUGAGUGGGAAUUGGAAUAACUGACUGUGAGUAAAGGAUAGAGAACAUUGCAUCAGCAAGUGGGAAUAACUGACAGUGAGUAAAGGGUUGAGGGAGUAUUGGAUGACAUAUCCCAUGUGAUGUUGGUGUAGUUAAUGUGGGAAAAGUGUGGUGAAACUGCCUCAAAGAAUUGGUCCCAAACGUGCUCAGUAACACAACAACAGGACACCAUUGAGUAAUUAUUAUAGAUCGAAAGCUGAGAUAACAUUUUAAAUUCUCAAGAUAUCAACACAUAAUCCACAGAAAAACUGACUGUAAGCCAAACGGGAGAGAAUUAAACCCAUCAACUAAUCCCAUCUUAUGAAAAUAUCCUCAAGGUGAAUGCAGGUGAACAGAGAGAUGGCGACUCUUUAAAAUCCAUUUGGAUUUAUGACGUGAAUGAUUUAGAAUUGUACGAGUCAAGCUCCAGUUGGGGAGAAUGAAUCAAAGUUGACAGUUAUCGCAUUUUAUUGGAAACAUUUUGACAUUUGUUUAUGGAGGCAGCUCAAGGGUUUUCCUAAUUCUGAAUCAUUCUUGUAGCUAUAGUGUGUUAGUUAUGGCAUGUAACAAAUUAGAAUAACCAGCUCCAAGCUUCAAAAUAACUGGGUUAGUCAGAAAUCAGUGGUAAAAGGUCAAUAAGGAGUUUCUCUUCUCAAAAUCAGUAAUAAAUUGCUGGAUGAAAUUGUAACAUUUGAAUAAAUAUAUUGAAUAUUAUAGGAAGCUCCCUAUGUCUCACUCCCAUAGUGUUCACCUGAUGAGUCCCCUGGUGAGCUGCUAAACAUUUGUUCCUCAAUAAA